AGCGCUGUGAUUCACCGAACGAGUAUUUGCGCGUGGAUAUUUCUUGGACAAUUUGAGUGGUGAGAUCGCGGCCGCAGUGAGUGACUGACUUGGGUACCGGAGUCCGGCGCGGCAAUGCUGACCCCGGCGUUCGACCUCAGCCAGGACCCCGACUUCCUGAUUAUUGCCAUCCGCGUGCCCUACGCCCGGGUCUCGGAGUUUGACGUCUACUUCAAGGGGGUCGACUUCAAGUUCUAUGCCAAGCCGUAUUUUCUCAGAUUAACCCUUCCUGGAAGAAUUAUAGAAAAUGGAAGUGAGCAAGGGUCCUAUGAUGCAGAUAAAGGACUCUUUACCAUUCAGUUGCCCAAAGAAACUCCUGGCCAGCAUUUUGAGGGGCUGAACAUGUUAACUGCUCUUCUGGCACCAAGAAAAUACAGGACUGCAAAACCACUUGUGGAUGAAAUAGGUACUUCUGCAGUUUCUGAGGAAGGAGGAGAAGAUGACGAUGAAGAGUUUAAUUGGGAAAUUGAGCAGUUCCCCUAUGAAGAGGUAUCUGAAAGUGCUCUGAAACUGCAGUGCCACUAUGGUUUUGGAGACUUACGAUCAGGAGUGUUUCAGCGGUUACAGGAUGAAUUCAGUGAUGUUAUUGACAUUAAGGAUCCAGAUUUUACUCCUGCAGCUGAACGAAGGCAGAAACGCCUGGCUGCUGAGCUCACCAAAUUUGAUCCUGAUCAUUAUCUAGCUGACUUUUUUGAAGAUGAGGCAAUUGAACAGGUUUUGAAGUAUAAUCCUUGGUGGACGGACACAUAUUCAAAAAUGAUGACCCCUUUGGGAAAGAGUCAGGAGCAAGAAGAUCAUGCUGCAUUAGUGUCUUUUUCUGAAGAAGAGAAAUACCAGCUGCGAAAAUUUGUCAAUAAAUCUUACCUGCUGGACAAGAGAGCCCAUUGUCAAGUGUACUAUAGUUUGAUUGAUAUCCUUCUGGCAUAUUGUUAUGAAACUCGUGUCACUGAAGGAGAGAGGAAUGUUGAAUCUGCAUGGAAUAUCAGAAAACUGAGUCCAACACUGUGCUGGUUUGAGACUUGGACUAAUGUUCAUGAAAUCCUGGUAUCAUUUGGAAGAAGAGUUUUGUGCUAUCCACUUUAUCGCCAUUUCAAGCUGGUGCUGAAAGCCUACAGAGACACCAUAGAGAUAUUGCACCUAGGUAAAAGUGCAGUUUUAAAGUGUCUACUGGAUAUUCACAAAAUUUUUCAGGAAAGCGAUCCAGCUUACAUUCUAAAUGAUCUCUACAUUUCAGACUACUGUGUGUGGAUUCAGAAAGCCAAGUCCAAAAAGUUGGCGGCUCUUGCAGAAGCCUUGAAAGAAGUGUCCUUGACAAAGACCCAGCUGGGGUUAGAACUAGAAGAGCUGGAAGCAGCAGCACUUCUCGUCCAGGAGGAAGAAGCUGUAUUGACAGCAGCCCAUUCCACUUCCAGGCAGCAGACACUUCCCUCCGGUUCUGAGGCAGGUGAUUUGGAGGAACCAGACAGCACCCUGCCAUCUGAGACUGAAGACUCAGGUUCAGAACAAGAGGAGCUCAAAGGUGGUGAAUCCAAGACAGUAAAUUCCUUGCGAGGUCCCUUUCUAGAGGAAAGCAGUGCCCUGCAUAUUAACAACGAUGGGGUGUGCAGGAAGUUGGGCCUCCAGAGGUCUGAUGCUAGUCAGGAAAAGCCACUGGCCUCUGCCUGGGCUCCUGGAGGGUCUCGGCCUCUGAUAGAGGAGCUUGGAGAACACUGAAGACUGCAGUUCAGAUUCCCAAACCUGGAAACCACAGCAGUAUAUAGGACAGAUGACUGGCAGACUCCAAAUGAUUGACUCUGAGUGGCUUUAUUCAUUGUUGAGAAUGAUGUCAGGUUUUAUUUACUGACAGAAUUCUUUGUUUUUACUUUGUACUUGUUCUUAGUGUAUACAACAUUGUUUUUCAAUAAGGUAAUGUUGAUACCUUUUAGUUUCCUUGUUGCAACUUUAAAAAUAAAGUUCUAAAGUAUUUUUACCAAAAUGUAAUUAAUAUUUAAUUAAUUAUUAAUAAUGAAUUAAUGAUUAAUAUUUGAAGAUGAAUUCAGCCAGAAUUUCUAAAACGUAGCACCCAUAAUAUUUUUAAUAGCUCUAUCAAGGCAUACUUGACAUACACAUAUUUAGAGUGUACAAUGUGAUAAGUGUUGAUGUACAUGUAUGUAGCACUUUUUCUAGGAUGAGUUCUCAAACUUGUCAGACAUCCAAAUUAAAUCAUGCACCAGAUUAAAUCAUCACUGCACUGCAAUCAAGAUAGUGUACUUACCAUCAUGUCCAGUGUCCUCAUGCUCCUUUGUUAUCCCUCUCCCACUGCCCACCCCACAUGCUACCCAUUACCGUUCCCCAGGCAAGCAUUGAUUUGCUCUCUGUCACUAUAAAUAAACUUGCAUUUCCUAGAAUCUGAUACUGAAUCAUGUAAUAUGUACUCUUUUUUAUCAGUCUUAUUUCACUCAGCAUAAUUAUUUAGAGGUGAAUUGAUGUAACAUGUAUCAAGAGGUUUUUGUUGUUUAAUUUUUAUUUUUUUCCAUACCUGAGUAAUAAUUCAGUGAGUAGAUUUAUCCAGUCACCUAUUGAUGGACAUGUUGGUUGUUUCCAAAUUUUGGCUGUUACAAAUAAAGCUGUUAUGAAUAUUUGUGUGCAAGCUUUUAUGUGUACAUAUGCUUUUAUUUCUCUUAGGUAAAUCUAGGAGUGGUAUGACUGAGACAUUGUGGUAGGUGUAUGAGUAACGGUUUAAAAAACUGCCAACCUGUUUUCCAAAGUGGCUAUACCAUUUUACAUUCCCACCAGUGUUGUGUAUGACAGUUCUAGCUCUUUCACAUUCUUG
Messenger RNA from Hipposideros armiger (great roundleaf bat), 2851 nucleotides. RefSeq names its product SHQ1, H/ACA ribonucleoprotein assembly factor (gene SHQ1). The record is from RefSeq and is a predicted model, not a curated record. Lineage: Eukaryota; Metazoa; Chordata; Mammalia; Chiroptera; Hipposideridae. Bases 115 to 1752 code for a protein of 545 amino acids. The transcript is spliced from 11 exons. Gene Ontology annotation, cellular component: cytoplasm; nucleoplasm. Gene Ontology annotation, biological process: box H/ACA snoRNP assembly.